Molecule: messenger RNA, 581 nt
Organism: Poecilia reticulata (guppy)
Lineage: Eukaryota; Metazoa; Chordata; Actinopteri; Cyprinodontiformes; Poeciliidae
Source: RefSeq, a predicted model, not a curated record
UUUACUUUCUCUGAGUUUAUUUAUUCUGGUUUCACCGAACUUCUAACAGAUUUAUGUGUUUUUAAGUUAAACUUAAGAGUUUUUAUGUCCCGACAAAAUGUUUUCCACGUAGAAACGUGGCAUGAAUCUAAAUUUCGUACGGAGAGACCGAACCAACCCGGAAAUGGGUUCUUCUUCUCUGACUGCGUCUCUGCUCCUGCUGUCUCUGGUCUUCAUGCAGUUUGUCUCUGCUGCAGAUCACAACAGAUUAACAAUCAAAGCUGAACCUGGAGAUAACCUGAUUCUGCCAUGUAAAGAUCCUGAUCAGGGGUUAAUCAUAGUUGUAGAGUGGAAGAGAACCGAUCUGGAGUCAGAAUAUGUCCUCCGGUACAGAGACAAGCAGAUCAAUCCAGAAAACCAGCAUCCAUCUUACAAGAACCGGGCUGAUCUGCUGAUUGGUCAGAUGAAGGUUGGAGACGCUUCAUUGAUUCUGAGGAACGCAGCGACUGAUGACAGCGGGACGUAUGAAUGUCGAAUCGUUCAGACAGGCAGUGAGAUGAAACUGAUCAGCACCGUCGACCUGCAGGUUUCUCCUCCUCCAG